GGCUGGUCCGGGUGGGUGCGCCAGCGCGCGUUUUCGGAGAGUAGCAGCCCCAGGCAUGGUGGAGAGAGGCCAGGUCAGGGCAGAAGACCAUCUCUAGAAAGCAGGUACCUGCGUGGCUUUCCCAGCAUCCGGCUGUUCCCCAGGGAGUCACUGCCCGGAGAAGGGGCUGGCGGGCUGGCAGGGAGCAACCCUGGAUCAGCGACUGUUCUGACGCACCAGCCGGUUUCCAGGCAUCCACCCUGCACGGAACCCAUCCCAAGGAUGCUCUGCUGCCGGCAACAAGACAGCAGUCUCCGCCGAGGUGAGGAAACGCAGACAUGUGAUAGCUUAGGCGGGCCCUGGCUUCUAGACUCUACCCCUUGAGUCCGCUUUCCAAAUUUCUAAGGAUACCGAGACUGUGCGGCUUGCAGUCUAGCACCCUCCUCUCUGCCAGCGUCUCCUCCAGACUCUCACUGAUUGGAUACUGGGGCCAGGUUCACCGGCUCUUGACAGAAUCCUCUCCACUGGUCAGUUGUCGCAAACAUUUCUAGAUUGACUCCGGUGGGCUCGGUGGCUACACAAUCUGAACGCAGGUGUCUUGGGCCAGCAAUGGAUCUGCCUGUAAACUUGACCUCCUUUUCCCUCUCCACUCCCUCCUCUUUGGAACCCAACCGCAGCCUGGGCGCAGAAGACCUACGUCCUAGUCGGCCGUUUCUCUCAGUUUUCCGAGUGCUAGUCCUGACAUUGCUGGGCUUUCUAGCCGCGGCCACGUUCGCUUGGAACCUGCUGGUGCUGGCCACCAUCCUCAGGGUACGCACCUUCCAUCGCGUGCCACACAACCUGGUGGCGUCUAUGGCCAUCUCGGAUGUGCUGGUGGCCGCGCUGGUCAUGCCACUGAGCCUGGUGCACGAACUGUCGGGGCGCCGCUGGCAGUUGGGCCGGCGGCUGUGCCAGCUGUGGAUCGUGUGUGACGUGCUCUGCUGCACAGCCAGCAUCUGGAAUGUGACAGCCAUAGCCCUGGAUCGCUACUGGUCCAUCACACGCCACCUGGAGUACACGCUCCGUGCCCGCAAGCGAGUCUCCAACGUGAUGAUUGUGCUCACCUGGGCACUCUCUGCCGUCAUCUCUCUGGCCCCACCGCUCUUUGGCUGGGGGGAGACGUACUCUGAGCUCAGCGAGGAAUGUCAGGUCAGUCGCGAACCUUCCUACACCGUGUUCUCUACCGUGGGCGCCUUCUACCUGCCGCUGUGCGUGGUGCUCUUCGUGUACUGGAAGAUUUACAAGGCCGCGAAGUUCCGCGUGGGCUCCAGGAAGACCAACAGCGUUUCCCCGGUUCCCGAAGCUGUGGAGGUGAAGGAUGCAACACAACAGCCUCAGAUGGUGUUCACCGUCCGCCACGCCACUGUUACCUUCCAGACAGAAGGGGACACGUGGCGGGAGCAGAAGGAGCAGAGGGCGGCCCUCAUGGUGGGCAUCCUCAUCGGGGUGUUUGUGCUCUGCUGGUUCCCUUUCUUUGCCACGGAGCUCAUUGGUCCCCUGUGCUCCUGGGACAUCCCUGCCAUCUGGAAGAGCAUCUUCCUGUGGUUGGGCUAUUCCAACUCCUUCUUCAACCCACUCAUCUACACAGCCUUCAACAGGAGCUACAGCAGUGCUUUCAAGGUCUUCUUCUCUAAGCAACAGUGAGCAGCCAGCUGGAAGUGGACGCUCCUGUCCCACGAACCUUCGUAGUCCACCCAGCAGUCCUGAAGGUCCACCUGCCAAGGGCACCAGGGUCACAUCAGAGCUCAGCUCAGCUCACAUCUGUGCUCGUGUGUUGGGAGUUGUCUUCCCCUGAAGGCACUGGUGGCUUCUGUCCCCAAUCUGGGUACUCUCCCUUACUCUGUACCAGCAGCCGCGGACCUGGCCCACAAAGUGCCCAUUCCUCCUCUACAUGCACUCCAGCACGGCCAUGAGGAGACAGGAGGGAGGAGAGAGGGAGCGAAACAACUCAGGCAGGUAGAGAGAGGCAGAAAGAAUGGCAAGGCCUAAAGCUGUCGGCGAUUGCACGCCUGUUAAUCCAGUACUCAGGAGACUAAGGCAAGAGGAUCUCAAAUUCAAAGCCAGCUUGGGCUACAUAAUAGGUUCAAAACCAACUUGGGCAACAAAAUGCCCCAGUGAGGCUGUUUGCAGAGCAGAAGACCAGAGGCCAAAUUUUCCAGAAUAGCUAGUCCUUAUUUCAGAGCUGUGCUCUGCGGGCCUUGAGUGUGUGCCCUAACACUUACUGAGCGCUUCCUAGUAUCUGACGACAGAGCUUUGUCCUCAAGCAUAUCAAAGCACAGUUCCACUUGUGAGGCCAGUAACUGCUGUUUUGUUCAUGGUAAACACACACACACACACACACACACACACAUACACACACACAAGCACACGCACACACACACUGCAGAAAAGGACAGUUUCCAGUUAAAAUCAACUCAGUCCAUCAGCUUGAAACUGGAAAAAAACAAAAUAUUUCCUUCCAUUUGGAAACAACUGUCACAAAAUAGAAAAAUCUAGUAAUUUCUCAGAAUUUGUUAAAAUUGUUUAUUUGCUAUGAGUUUUUCCUUUGUGUAAUUCCUUCAAAUGUCUCUGGCCUUAGUGUUUCACCCUAGAUAAUAGAUUUCAGGUUAAUGAUGGCCAUGAACUGCUGACGUCUCAAUAUGGUUUCACAGUUAACUAGACACAAGGGUCUGUCCAAUCAGACAUAUGCGUUUAUAGGAGUGCUGGCCACUUUGUAGCUGUGGUUUUGUUGGUAUAUGAACCUGAUCAGUAGUCUCCAAGAUGGUCAGACAACGGUCAAAUAGGGUCUCUAUCAAGUUGGCAAUGUAACGGGUGUGUCUAGAGAGUCCGGUAAAGACACAGAGUUUAUGUGGUCACAGAAAACCUUGGGUGCACCCAUACCGCCUGACAAAGCUUUGAGAGCAUUAUCCAAAAAAACUAAGGUGAAAAAGAAGAGAUAGUCACCUUUCCAAAACCCUGUGCGUAUUGACUUCUCACACAAACUGAGGAUGGACUUGGUUCUCAGCAAAAUUCUGAGUGAGCAAAGGCACCCAUGCUUCCGAUCAGAGCAGUGAGAAACAUUGUGGGGUUUUUACGGCCGUGGAGGGGCUCAUCCGGGGCACUGGAACUCAGAGCCGCUGGAUGACAAUGCCAUUGCAGAGCUGGUGUGUUUCUUCUGUUGACUUCAUCCUCAAGAGUUUUGGGGGGGGGUUGUUUGCUUGAUUUUUGGUUUUGGAGAUAGGGUUUCUCGUUGUAACUGUUCUGACUGUCCUGGAACUCACUUUGUGGAUCUGGUUGGCCUUAAGCUCAGAGAAAUAUGCCUGCCAAUGCCUCCUGAGUGCUGGGAUUAAAGGUGUGAGCAGUCACUGCCUGGCUCAGAGUUUUUAAGUAUUUCUUCGUGUUUAAGACAGGGCCUCACGAAAGUAACCUUGACUGUCCUGGAACCUAUUAUGUAGAUUAGACUGAUCCUAAACUCACAGAGAUCUGCCUGCCUCUGCCUUUGCUUCUGCCUCUCGAGUGCUGGGAUAAAAGGUGUGUACUCCCAUACCUGGACCAAGGGUUUUUUUAAGUAAAAAAUUUUCCAGUACUCUGGGGCCCUUUUUCUGGGAGCUGUUGCCUGGACCAGUCACACAUUCUAUACUAAGGGACAGGGUCUAAGCCAGGCUGGAAAUUGAACAGAAUGGCUCACACAUCCAUGACUGUUCUUAUAACCAGGGUUUGCUAACUGUUUGAACAAGAGCUUUUUUUUUUUGUUGUUGUUGUUGUUGUUUGCUUGUUCAUUUGUUUAUUUUUUUCUGGCUCUGGUCACAACUGACAGGACCUAAGAAGUUUGUGCGGUUGUCUGUGUUUUCAGUCUGAGUCCUCUGAAAACGAUGCACAUAGAAUGUUCUAAACUGUGCAGAUUCUGCACUUGUCCUUCACUGCUCCCCUCAGCCUGUCGAGCCGAGGAACGCAGGAGGGUGUUAUUCCCUCUCUGCUCCCCUGUAGCUGCAUGUGUAGAGAGACCUCCACCAGCGACUGCCCACUCAGCUGCAGGCUGAGGGCUCCCAACUGUUUAUUCCAUCCUUAGCACUCGAAGGGUUCUGACUGCCACCACUUUUACACAGGGCAGCUUUGCCCACAUCACCUCAAUUUAAGACAAUGCCCUUACUCAUUCAAAACGUCUGCAAACUCUCGGGCAAUAAAAACUCCAUUAUAUUCCAUGUCUCUGAUUCCUCAAAUGCACAAAUUAAAACUGUGUAUUGUAACAUGAAUGUACAGGUCUGUUAUA
This is a messenger RNA of Myodes glareolus (Bank vole), 4267 nucleotides long. The record is from RefSeq and is a predicted model, not a curated record. NCBI's taxonomy places the organism in Eukaryota, Metazoa, Chordata, Mammalia, Rodentia, Cricetidae.